This is a messenger RNA of Cavia porcellus (domestic guinea pig), 2583 nucleotides long. Its product is annotated as vomeronasal type-2 receptor 116-like. Gene Ontology annotation, cellular component: plasma membrane. The record is from RefSeq and is a predicted model, not a curated record. Lineage: Eukaryota; Metazoa; Chordata; Mammalia; Rodentia; Caviidae. Gene Ontology annotation, molecular function: G protein-coupled receptor activity. Gene Ontology annotation, biological process: G protein-coupled receptor signaling pathway. The transcript has 7 exons. Bases 1 to 2583 code for a protein of 860 amino acids.
AUGGGGACAAAUUCACCCUACAGUGAUACAGGCGCACACUCUGAACGUGGCCACAUCGUCAUCAUGUGCAAUAAGGGCUCCCUCACUGCCUUCCACUGUGUCCUGGCAUACCUGGACUCCCUGGCCCUGAUCAGCUUUCCUGAAUUUCCUGGCUGUCACCGUGUGGCCACCAACAUGGUCCUUACGUCAUCUGAGAGGAACGCCUUGUGCAUGCCUAUACUAAAAAGUUAUCAAAAUGUUCUUGCUUUCAUUUUUGCCAUUGAAGAGAUCAACAGGAAUCCUCAUCUUUUACCCAACAUAACUCUGGGCUAUGAAUCUCAUAACUCACUGCACAGUCAUGGGAAUAUAGUGCAGAAUAUCCUCAUUGUGCAGACAGGACAGGAUAGGAUCCCUAACUACAUGUGUGGGAGAGAAAGCAAGUCUCUAGCAUUACUAACAGGAACGUCCAUGGCAACAGCUGCUCAAUCUGGACCACUGCUGGAACUCUACAAGUUUCCUCAGCUGACCUUCGGCUCUUUUGAUCCUAUCCUGAGUGAAAGUGACCAGUUCUCUUCUCUGUAUCAAAUGGCUUCAGAGGAGACAGCUCUGGCCCAAGGCAUGGUGUCCUUAAUGCUUCAUUUCAGCUGGAUUUGGGUGGGAGUGGCCAUUACAGAAGGUCCAAAAGGACUUCAUUUCCUGGCAGAUGUGACAAAAGAAAUGGACAGGAACAGAGUCUGCAUGGCAUUUGUGAAAAUGAUCCCAGUUGAUCCUCUAUCAUACAUGGCACAUACACAACAACAUGAAUUCCUGGUGGGAGAAUCCUCUGCUGUAAAUGUGGUUAUCAUUUACUAUGAUGCUGACAGUUUAAAUGAUAUAAACUAUAGCAUAGGUCUCCAUUUAGUGACAUGGAGGGUCUGGGUAACAAACUCGCAAUGGCAUGCAGAUUUGACUGGGAAAAAGUUCUUGCUUGACUCAUUCCAUGGGACAAUCAUUUUUUCCAAUCACCAUGAGGAAAUUUCUGGUUUCAAACACUUUGUUCAGACAGUGAAUCUCUCCAUGUACCCAGAAGAUAUUUUCCUUUAUCAAUUUUGGUACUGGAAUUUCAAUUGCUUGAUAUCAGAGUCUGAUUGUUCAUUGAAGAACUGUACACCAAAUGCCUCUUUGGCACAGUUGCCUGCAAAUCGUUUUGACCCUGCUAUGAGUGAUGUGAGUUACAACAUAUACAACGCUGUGUACACUGUGGCCCACGCCCUCCAUGAGAUGACUCUACAACAAGUUCAAAUGCAGAAUACAGGAAGUGGGGAAAGGAGGACAUUCUCCCCCUGGCAGCUGCACCCCUUUCUGAGGAGCAUCCAAUUUACCAAUCCUGCUGGGCACCAUGUGAGUUUGGAUAAGAAGAUAAAAUUGGAUAUAAAGUAUGACAUUCUCAACUUGUGGAAUUUUCCAGAAGGCCUCAGAUUGAAGGUGAAAGUAGGAGAAUUUUCCCCUUAUGCUAUACAUGGGCAACAAUUGUCUCUAUUUCAGGAGAUGAUACAAUGGGCUACAGGACAUACAGAGACACCCCACUCAGUAUGCAGUGAUAGUUGCAAUCCUGGAUUUCGGAAAAGUCCUCAGGAGGGAAAGGCUGCCUGCUGCUUUGAUUGUACACCUUGUCCAGAGAAUGAGAUAACCAAUGACACAGAUAUGAAGAACUGCAUGAAGUGUCCAGAUCAUCAGUAUGCCAGCAUUCAGAGAAAUCAGUGCCUUCCAAAAGCUGUCACUUUUCUGGCUUAUGAAGACUCCAUGGGUAUGACCCUGGCUGGCACAGCCUUGAGUCUCACUAGUCUCACAGCAGCUGUUCUUGUACUCUUUGUGAAGCACCAAGAUACUCCCAUUGUCAAGGCCAACAACCGGGCUCUCAGCUACACCCUGCUAAUCUCCCUCAUGUUCUGUUUCCUUUGUUCCUUGCUCUUCAUUGGCUGUCCCAACACAAUCAGCUGCAUCCUGCAGCAGACCACAUUUGGAGUUGUGUUUACUGUGUCUGUUUCCACUGUCUUGGCCAAAACCGUUACUGUGAUGCUGGCAUUUAAGUUCACUGUUCCAGGUAGCAGGAUGAGGCAGUUGCUCGUGUCAGGAGCACCAAACUACAUCAUCCCCACCUGCACGCUUAUUCAACUCACUAUCUGUGGAGUCUGGAUGGGGACAAGUCCUCCUUUCGUUGACACAAAUGCACACUCUGAACAUGGCCACAUCAUCAUCGUGUGUAAUAAAGGCUCCCUCACUGCCUUCUAUUUUAUCCUGGGAUACCUGGGGUCCCUGUCCCUAAUUAGCUUCAUAGUGGCUUUCAUGGCCAGGAACCUGCCUGACGCCUUCAAUGAAGCCAAGUUCCUGACGUUCAGCAUGCUGGUGUUCUGCAGUGUGUGGGUCACCUUCCUCCCCGUGUACCACAGCAGCAAGGGGAAGGUGAUGGUAACUAUGGAGGUCUUCUGCAUCUUGGCUUCCAGUUCAGGGCUUCUAGGCUGUAUAUUUUUCCCAAAAUGCUACAUUAUUUUGUUAAAACCAGAGAGAAAUUCCCUGCAUGAGUUUAGAAAUCAAAGAUAUUCUGGGAGAAAGAAUCCAUUUUAA